Messenger RNA from Spinacia oleracea (spinach), 1998 nucleotides. RefSeq lists its product as uncharacterized. The transcript has 7 exons. Gene Ontology annotation, molecular function: glycosyltransferase activity. The coding region runs from base 312 to 1751 and encodes 479 amino acids. Lineage: Eukaryota; Viridiplantae; Streptophyta; Magnoliopsida; Caryophyllales; Amaranthaceae. The record is from RefSeq and is a predicted model, not a curated record.
UUCUCAAUUGAUGCAUUCUCUUAGUUUCAGGCUUUUCAGGCCAUCUUCCUCUUCUCCUCCCCGUGUUGAGGAAAUUGUUUCCAAAAUCAGAUGUAUGUCGGCGCUUACACCAAUUCUACUUUUCAAUUAACAACGACACUGCCACUUCUCCACUUUCUCUCUCCUCCCAAAUCCUCCCAAAAAUUCCUCAAUUUCAUCAAUCACACUACACUUUUCCAAUCAAUAUAAACCCUAGAAAAUUGUAAUGUCGCAACUCAAUCUCAAAUCACCCACUCAUCACUACAAUUAGGAGAGAGAAAUCAGUUUCAAAAAUGGCAAAACCGACAUCAUCAUCAUCGUCGUCAUUCCACCUGCAAUCCCUAAAGAAGAAGAAAUGGUUAUUAACGAUCUUAGCUCUGUUUUCGAUUUCUACCCUUAUUGUUCUGCUCAUUCGAGCUAAUAUAUCUCCUUCUUGCGAUGAUCGAUUGUUAUAUGGCGCUAAAGAUUCCGAUAAGAUCCUUAAUUCGCCUUCGGGUUCGUCAUCUUCGUCGUCGCGGUCGAGUCCUCUUCACUUCAUGAAAUCUAAGCUUGUUCUUUUGGUGUCGCAUCAACUCACACUCUCUGGUGGACCUCUGUUACUGAUGGAGUUGGCAUUUCUGUUGAGAGGUGUUGGUGCUGAAGUUGUGUGGAUUACUUAUCAAAAACCAGCUGAACCAGAUGAGGUUGUAUACAGUUUGGAAAAUAAAAUGCUAGACAGAGGAGUACAGAUUCUUCACGCAAAGGGCCAAAAGGCUAUUGAUACUGCUCUGAAAGCUGAUCUAGUUGUUUUAAAUACUGCUGUUGCUGGGAAAUGGCUGGACGCAGUGCUGAAGGAUAAUGUUCCUCGCGUUCUUCCAAAGAUAUUGUGGUGGAUUCAUGAGAUGCGAGGGCAUUAUUUCACUUUGGAGUAUGUGAAGCACCUACCGUUUGUGGCAGCUGCUAUGAUUGAUUCUCACACCACUGCAGAAUAUUGGAAAAACAGAACUAAAGAACGUUUGGGUGUAAAGAUGCCAGAUACAUUUGUUGUGCACCUUGGAAACAGCAAGGACCUUAUGGAAGUUGCUGAGACUAGUGUUGCAAAGAGAGUUCUACGUGAACAUGUCCGAGCAACCCUUGGGGUACAGAAUGAGGAUCUGCUCUUCGCUAUCAUAAAUAGUGUUUCUCGAGGAAAAGGGCAGGAUCUAUUUCUGCGCGCAUUCCAGGAAAGCCUGCAGAUUAUUAAAGAAAAGAAGCUGCAGGUGCCUCCUGUGCACGCGUUAGUAGUUGGAAGUGAUAUGAAUGCACAAACUAAGUUUGAAACAGAACUCCGCAGCUUUGUUAUUGAGAAAAAGAUUCAGAAUCGCGUUCAUUUCGUUAAUAAGACUCUGACUGUAGCUCCAUAUCUUGCCGCAAUUGAUGUUCUCGUCCAAAACUCACAGGCACGCGGAGAAUGUUUUGGAAGGAUAACCAUUGAGGCUAUGGCAUUUCAGCUUCCCGUGCUGGGAACAGCUGCUGGAGGCACCAUGGAGAUAGUCGUGAAUCAGACAACAGGUUUGUUGCAUCCUGUAGGAAAAGACGGUGUCACCCCUCUGGCGAGGAACAUUGUGAAACUAGCAACCCAUGUUGAGAGGAGGCUGACUAUGGGAUGGAAAGGCUAUGAAAGGGUAAAAGAGAGGUUUCUCGAACACCAUAUGGCAGAGCGAAUAGCGUAUGUCCUUAAAGAAGUGUUAAGAAAAGCGAAGCACAGUACUUGAUUUGCCGUAAGGGUCUUGGCUUGCAUAGUAUGUAUAUGGUCCCCUAAUCCCUAUUGGAAUGGAUGGCCAUGUUUCUGUUUAGAGGAGGACCCAACCUCCUUGAAAAAGGUUGUACAAUUCUUAGGCGGCGAGCUGUUUCAAGUUCUAACAUAUAGGGAGAGUAGAAGGGCGGAAAUUUCACAAAUCAGUGUAUAUGUUGAAUCAUAAAUUUUCAGGGAAAUUAGUGUUCAUGUCAUUCUUGAUACAA